CGUGCCGCAGCCGCUGCGUGGUGGCCCCAGCGGUGGCUGCCCGACGAGGCGGCCCGCGCCGCCCCCGCGCGUCGCCGUGCUGGCCGCUUCGGCCGAGGCCAGCGCCAGUGCCUGAUGCGGUUCGCGCUGGCGCAGGUGAAGAUGGGCGCGGCGGCGCUGGUGCGCGCCUGCGACAUUCGCCUCACGCCGCGCUCGCCGCCCAACCCGCCGCCGCUCGACCCGUCCUCCUUCCUGUACGGCGCGCGCGGCGGCCUCUGGCUGCACUUCGCCCCCCUCGACGCCCGCGCCGACUGACGCGCCAGCAGCACCCAGCACCCGCAAAGCCGUUUCAGGGCAAGCAACAAAUUACGAGGUUUCAUCCCAAAACUCAAGUGCUUCCAAAGCAUCCGAUGAAGAACUUUGGCGCAAGACGAUUAACAUGCCUGAUUGGGGUUGCUUUUUAUUGUUUUAAUAACAAACAAGCGCAUAUACAAAUAUGUACUAUUUCAUUAAUUGCUAAAUAAAGUUUAAUUUUAUUGAAAGGAGUACUUUUGUAAUUUAGAUUUUCUGAAAUUAAAAUUGGAAAGGAAAAUAAUAAGAAGUAUGGUUCAUACAUAAAAUUAAUUCUAUAUUAUACCUCGAAGUAUUCUAAAAAGAUAUUGUUCUCGUAAGCAUGCAAAUUCAUAAUAUAAUUUUUGCUAGAUAUAUUCAUUUUUAUUUCUAUUUAUUGAUCAAAUGCUGCACUUAUAUUGAUAGGUGAUAUUUCAAUACUGUUAUUUUGCGUUGUACUUGUAUUUUGCGUUGUACUACCAAUAUUUUAAAACAACGAUUACACAGUAUCUUUGUCGCAAUGCUCGACUUAAUUUAUUUUAGUCAAAGAACAGUAAAAACUGUAUGAGAGAGAAGAAUAGUCCACACACGUUUUC
This is a messenger RNA of Gryllus bimaculatus (two-spotted cricket), 905 nucleotides long. The record is from the annotation of a GenBank genome assembly. Lineage: Eukaryota; Metazoa; Arthropoda; Insecta; Orthoptera; Gryllidae.